Messenger RNA from Daphnia magna, 1629 nucleotides. RefSeq names its product chymotrypsin A. The transcript is spliced from 9 exons. NCBI's taxonomy places the organism in Eukaryota, Metazoa, Arthropoda, Branchiopoda, Diplostraca, Daphniidae. Bases 140 to 1321 code for a protein of 393 amino acids. Gene Ontology annotation, biological process: proteolysis. The record is from RefSeq and is a predicted model, not a curated record. Gene Ontology annotation, molecular function: serine-type endopeptidase activity.
UCCGUAUCGCCCUAAUAAAAAGCGCGUUAUUGCAGCAAAGAGAAUCAGAAUCGGCUCGUUCAGCAGCUUAAGAAAAUCAUCUCCGUCGUUGAAGCGCUUCGAAAACAUCGGUGGUGAAUUGCGAAGUUCAAGAAUAGGCAUGGGAAUGAUGAAAGUCAAUGAGUUUGCAGCCGUUUUCGUGGCAGCCAUCGCAUUGCUGGGCCAAGUCCAUGGCCACGUUUAUCAGACGAACGACGCCAUCGUUUUCGAAAUCGACCGGGCAUCGGAUGGCUCUUUUCUUGCAAAGAGUUUCCCGUUUAGCCAAUCGGAUUUUAUGCCAAUAAAAAAUUUCUUGAAUAGUGGCCUAGUUCCUAAUUCACACAUCCCGUUCGUCGAGCCGAUCGCAGAAGUGAAUUCGUACAGCAUCGGCCUGCAUCCGCAGCAGCAAGGCCCGAAUUUUUACAACUGGUUGCACCAUCCUUUCGUGUAUGGCGGAGCCUAUGCUAUUCCGGCAAUCGGUUCCAUCAGGGCUGACCAGACACUCAAACAAGAAACCAAACAGAGCAGUAUUACUUGUGGCGCUGGACCUGAUCAAAAUCGGAUUGUCAGUGGCACGGAAGCUACUCAGAAUUCUUGGCCUUUCAUGGUUGGCUUCAUGGAGCCUGGCAGUGGGUCCGUCAAUUGCGGUGGAUCUUUGAUUUCUGAAACUCAAAUUCUGACAGCGGCCCAUUGUUUUGAAAGAAAGUCCAUGUUUGGUUUGUCGCUAAUGGUUGUGAAACUUGGAAUGCAUGACCGUGGAGACGGUGGUCAGAAAGGGGAUGACGCGAUAAUGACGAGAAGAAUCAGUCGCAUUGCACUUCAUAAAGCAUAUAAUAACAGAAAUUUUUACUUCGAUAUCGCCAUUAUAACAAUGGACUCGCCCAUCACUUACUCAAAAGCCAUUUCACCCGUCUGCUUGGCACCUGCAAGUGGAGAACUCGACGUCUACGCCGGACAAACUGCCUCUGUUAUGGGAUGGGGAAGGAUACAAUCCGGUGGUGCGAGUUCGCAAAAGUUAUUGCAAGCUAACGUUCCGAUCUUAACGAACGACGAUUGCAAGAACAUCUACACAAAUCCUGGACAAAUUGUUAACCAUAUGCUGUGUGCCGAUAGCAGUACAUCUGAUUCGUGCCAAGGUGAUAGCGGUGGUCCGCUCGUCGUGCAAUCUGAAGCGGACGGUUUAUGGUACCAAGCGGGCAUCGUCAGUUGGGGACGUGGAUGCGCGAAUCCGCUAUUCCCUGCAGGUGUUUACACGAGGGUGAAUUGGCUAAGGGGAUGGAUUAACGGAAACAUGAAGAAUUGAUUGGCGUGAUUAUUUACACACCGUCACACGUUCCAAAGGCUAUAUAUGUGACACGACACACGGCGAAAUGGCAAACCUGUUUGGAAAAGUGCAUAACUCUGAGAUUCGAAAAAUAUCGCUAAGUUUUGUGCCUAUAUCCUACAUGAUUUUCUCGGUUUCUAUUUAAAAAUUCAAUUGCUUAUUUUAUUAGAAGCAAAAAGUAGCAAGUUUUUUUUGUUGUUCUGCAACUAUCUUCUGUCUCGGCUUAUAGCUUUUUAAAUUUUCCAAAAAACAAAUUUUAAUCUGAAUAAAAAAAUUGCAAAUCAAAA